AUGACAGAAUCCAUCUCCAUCCACCCCGCCACUCUCUCCGACAUCCCCACCCUCGCAGCAAUUCGCACGGAAGCCGCCGAGACCUCUUUACUGACCCAUUUCCAGUUCAGCCCCUACCACAGCAUCGCUACAGAGAAAGAGUCAAAUGCCCUCAUCAGUCGACUCUCCGGACGUUUUACUGAACCCGACGGGCAAAAGUUUCGCUUGAUCAAAGCCGUGGAUUCAAGGAACAAAGAGACGGUAGGAUGGGGGCUGGUGAAGUGGGAGGACGGGAGCUGGGUUAAUGCUGUGACACCGUCAAGUGCGCAGGCGGUCGCUCCAAAUGAAGAAGUAGGACCUACCUAUCCAGGGACAUUUGGACGGUACUGGUCGAGGAACGUGAUCGCUAAAUGGCGUUGUAUCACGGCUGGUAAGCCCCAUGUCACAAUUGGGGCUAUGAACGUCAAGAUUGCGUGGCAGGGAAAAGGGGUCGGGAGGAUGAUGAUAGAAUACAUGUAUCGUGAGUACGAACUAGAGAAGGAAUUGGUAAUCGUACAGACCACUGCUUCGGCCGAGAGGUUUUACGAGAAGAUGGGCUGGAAGACUGUGGAUAGUACCGUUAUCGAUCUGAGUGACUGGGCAGGAAAAGGGUUGGGAUAUGGGCUGCUGAGAUGCGCGGGCGUCUGCGGUCCGGCACUCGCCCUCAUGCUCCAACGUUCUAACCCCAAUCACGUGAUCAUGGUCAUAGAACGGUUUCCCACGCUCCGGACAGGCGGACAGCAGAUUGAUAUCAAAGCACAAGGCAUCCCUAUCUUGGAGAAACUAGGUCUCCUUGACACAAUUCGCUCCUACUGUGUCAAGGAAGGCGGCAUGGAGUUUGUUGACCGAAAUGGUAAAAGCCUUAUGCAAUUCGGUAUCACGAAAGCGGGAGACACCGCUAGAGGGUUGACUCUAACCCAUGAGUUUGAGUUCAUGAGGGGGGAUUUCGUCAAAAUGAUGCAUGAUGUCAGCGUCCAGGAACGCGAGAUACUAACCACCAGAGGACAUGUCAAAGGUGGACUGACCUACGAGUUCGGCAAAAGCAUCACCGCGCUCUGCCAUUCUGAAUCCUCAUCUUCCCCCAAGACAGCAACAGUGACAUUCUCCACCGGCGAGACCCGCAUCUUCGAUCUGGUAGUCGCAGCAGAUGGUCAAGCUUCACGGACCCGUUCUCUUGCCUUUGGCUCCGAGAUUUCCAGCUCGGCUUUCCACUCCAUGAAUAUCCAUGCCGCAUACUACAAUAUCCCUCGUCUUCCCACAGAAGAUAACCUAGCGCGCAUCUACUUCGCUUCCAACAACCGCAUGGUAAUGACACGUACGGGCAACCAACCGGCGACGCAAGUCUACCUAUUCCUCAUGAACGGCAAAGACAAAGACAGAGCAAGCCACAUGGCGACUUACCAGAAGAGAUCCGCGGAGGAACAGAAAGAUGCUUGGAAGAGCUUGUACCAAGAUGCAGGAUGGGAGUGCCCACGCUUUCUCCAAGGCCUAGACACUGUACAAGAUUUCUACACCACAGAAAUCGGCCAAGUGAAGAUGCCUCAGCAUAAACUUUACAAGGACCGCGUUGUCCUCCUUGGCGACGCGGGAUACUGUCCCUCACCCUUUACAGGAAUGGGCACUACACUCUCCCUCAUCGGCGCAUACGUCCUUGCAGGCGAGUUGUUUCGACAUGGUGAUGACGUCGAUGCUGCGCUGGAAGCCUAUCAAGAGGCCAUGAAGCAGCCUGUUGAGGAAUGUCAGAAGCUUGGGCCCUACGCAGAUGGAAAGGGUCCCCUUCCGAGUUCAGAGUGGGGGCUUUGGAUGGCGGGUUGGGCGCUUUGGAUGCGAGCCACCGAGGGAAGGAUUCGUAAUCACGAGAAUCGUUCCGAUGGUAGCUUCCGUCGAAUGUCCAUUGAAAAGUUCCGGGCGGUGAAAGAUCCGCAGUCGUGGUUCGCGCCAUGCGAACUCGUCUCGUUUUCGCAUUGCGGACCACCGAGACCACCUGGACCGUGCGCCAGCAAGCUUUCCCGGACUUUGGAUGGUUGCGAAGCACUCCUCUGGCCUUCAACCAUGGCCGAAUACUGGAAAUCGACACCAAAAUACUGGUGCAAGUUUUGCUCCGUGUUUGUCAAGGACACCAAAUUCGAGCGCGCGCAGCACGAAGCGACCGGCCGCCACCAAGGCAAUAUCCAGCGUAGUCUGAAGGGACUACAUCGCGAACAGGAAAACGAGAAGCGCAAUCAGGCGCGCGCACAAGCAGAGGUCGCUCGGCUGAAUGGCAUUGUACCAUCGGCAUCCUCCACUCCUUCCGUCGCGACUGGCGUAGGCGGCAAGCCCACAUUCAAGAAGGAACCCGAGAAGAAAGCCACAGUAGACGACAGGAAACGACAAUGGGAGCAAUUGGCAGCUAUGGGUGUGGCGCUUCCCGCGGCUGCAAGAGGCGAUUUGGCGAUAGCGGGCGAAUGGAAGACAGUAAAGGAAGAAGUCAUGGGAGAAGUCACCGAGGACGGAGAGUUCAAGGCAACAUCGUUGAAUAAGGGUGUACGGAAGCGGCAACUGGAUGAGGAUGAGGAGGAGCAAAAGGCUGCCGGAGAGCUCAUCACCAAACGGAAAGGCUGGGGACACACGUACAAGAGUUUCCCGGGCAGCAAGGGUGGCGAUGACGAUGACAUUGAGAGCUUGCUUGGGAAGAAAAAAUCGCAGCCAGAGGUCAAGAGAGAAGAACAUGGGGAUGGAGUGAAAGCUGAAGUUGAAGAAGAGAACGAGGCCAAGACCCUGCAGGACAUACCCACGGCUGAAGAAGCGGAAUCAAAAGCUGCCGAGGCCAUUGUGAAAAAGGAGGAGGAUGCGCCAGCUACACCAGCGGUGGUGUUUAAAAAGAGGAAGAAGGCGAAAUGA
This is a messenger RNA of Alternaria burnsii, 2898 nucleotides long. RefSeq names its product fad nad-binding domain-containing protein. Bases 1 to 2898 code for a protein of 965 amino acids. The record is from RefSeq and is a predicted model, not a curated record. Gene Ontology annotation, molecular function: acyltransferase activity, transferring groups other than amino-acyl groups; nucleic acid binding; zinc ion binding. NCBI's taxonomy places the organism in Eukaryota, Fungi, Ascomycota, Dothideomycetes, Pleosporales, Pleosporaceae. The transcript has 6 exons.